Molecule: messenger RNA, 2184 nt
Organism: Aedes albopictus (Asian tiger mosquito)
Lineage: Eukaryota; Metazoa; Arthropoda; Insecta; Diptera; Culicidae
Exons: 4
Coding region: 1076-2164 (362 amino acids)
Molecular function (GO): protein binding
Source: RefSeq, a predicted model, not a curated record
UACGCCUCCAAGUAUGCAAUCGCACAGCAUCUCCAUGUAGUUCGUCAGAUGUCCAAAAUAUAUUUACAGUAGAAAACUUGUAAUGUAAUUUGGACACCACCUAUUUUAAGCGUUCUAGAUGAAUGUUAAGAGAUUGGCUACCUAAUGUUUCUUUAUUGAACAUUUUUCAUUGCAAUCAGGCAUUUAAAUAUCUUACAAUUAUUAAUCCAACGAUUUUGAGGCGAAUAUUGUAUGUGACUGCGAAGUGUAUGUCGUCUUGCAUACCUGUGCAUUUGAGGGGUUUUAGUGAAAUAAUUUACAUUUUCGAUAAUUUUGAAGUGAAUUCUUAAUUGCUAAGCGUAUUUUCACCGUAAGUCAUCAGAAUAGGGUCUACUUGAUCCAAUAAUCGAUAUUGAGAAGUAUCUACUUUUAUAGGCUCUCCGGAACAAGACAUACAACGCCGUGCCUGUCCAAAUUACAUACAUGUCCAAAUUAUAUUUUUUACCCUAUUCUCUCUCAUUAUGCCUUCGAUCGUCACCAUUACAAGUAGGUAAAUCCUAAAAUGACCUUGAAACGUUACGCGAUUAAUGGCGCCACGACCGUGAUCAAGACUGUGAUACUUUCACGAUGCUCUGGCUGAAUCAACUUGACACUCACGUGAAUUCAUCUACCUAACGAAACAACCCCCUCGCCCAUGCGGUUUAAAAAUACAUCCGCACUGUUGAUCGAGCGACUUAAAUGUGAAAUGCUGACUGAGGGAGGUUAAUUUUUGCUAAAAAUAUGAAAAUACAGACAACAAGGAUCAGCUGUGUAGUACGAUGCCACCCAUCGACUCCCCUCCCUCUCCUAGCCUACUAUUUUACUGUGUGUCUAGUGGUUUGCUUUGUUCUUGAACUAGAUCGAAGACACCGCGGGUGACUGUGAUGAUGAACGCACGCGCGCACAUUUUACGACCACAUGUUGAAGAACCACCCUGCGCGCACAGAUCGUGUGCCAACGAAAGUUUUACAGCGAUCUGCUCGUAAACCAAGUAGGCAUAGUUUUGGUUGUGGUUCACCUGGUUGUGACUGUUUGCGGGCCACAAUUCGCGCCAGCCAUGAACGGUAAAGUGCUGCACUGGAGCUACCGCGAUUUCCGGCAAAUGCCCGAAGAGCUACGCGCCUGCUGCGAUCAGGUUGAAGAGGUGUACCUGAAGGAGAACUUCAUCCCAUCGGUUCCGGCGUGGUUCUGUGAGGAAAUGAGCGGCUUGAAGUUCGUUUGCUUGGCGGGUAACCUGAUAGUGGAUGUACCGGAGCAGAUAUCGCUGUUGAAACAUUUGGAGUCGCUGAACUUGUCGCAGAACUUGAUUGAAGCUCUACCGAAAAGUAUCGGAAAGUUACGUAAUAUGUGUAGCUUGAAAUUGAGUGAAAACAAACUGACUCGAUUGCCAAAAGAGAUAGGCGCAUUGGAGAACUUGGAGAUUCUAGAGGUGUCCAAAAACAGAUUUAGUGAGCUGCCUGUGGAGCUGUCCAAUUGUCACAAAUUGAAAGAACUGAUACUAGACGACAACUAUUUGCUGUGUCGAAUUCCAACAAAGUUGUUUACGAUUCCGCAGUUGACAUAUGUGUCUGCAGAAAGAUGUAAUCUGGUGUUGCUACCGUUCGUUGUAAACACGACUACUCUGGAACACGUGAGAGUGUUCAACAACUACACCCUGACGCACUAUCCGAUUGCCCUGGAGAAGUUCAUGCAACCAAGUUACGAAUCAUUUACUGCCGUUGAACCGAAAAGAAUUCCGAAGAAUUGCUUUUAUCAACGCGUAAGCUGUGAUGCGAUAGCUCAAAACCUAAUUUUCCCCAUCGAGUUAACAACGAUUCUUGAUCGUCGAAAUGCUACGAAUGCUCCCAGUUCUCUGGUGGAAAUGUGCUUGCGAAGCUGUAACUGCUGUAAUAAUAAUGCGGUAUGGUCAGAUAGCUGGCUACCAGAUAACUUAAGUAGAAGACUUCGCAACGGUCCAGUGGCGCUUUGCGGUAGUAUUCCUUGCUCUAAAGAAGUAUUCAGUGAAUGUUUUCUGGGACUGGUCAAAAGACGGAAACAAAGUCGUUUGGUCGUAUUGAGUGUACUCUUCUGUUCCAAAUUGUGUGCUGAUUUGUGGUUUCGCUAUAACUGCGACAUCUACGAAGAACUUAACUGGGUGCUGGUUUAGAUUCGAGACUGAAAUAAAUG